This is a messenger RNA of Physella acuta, 599 nucleotides long. Its product is annotated as cystatin. Gene Ontology annotation, cellular component: vesicle; cytoplasm. NCBI's taxonomy places the organism in Eukaryota, Metazoa, Mollusca, Gastropoda, Physidae. Gene Ontology annotation, molecular function: cysteine-type endopeptidase inhibitor activity. The record is from RefSeq and is a predicted model, not a curated record.
UGAAAUGGUUGAGCAUCUCUGACCACGUGGCGUCACGUGGUGUCUCAAUUACAGUUAAGUAGAGCCCCUCUUGAGGUCAGCUUGCUGUUGUCGUCACUCAUUCUCUCUAAGAACGUUUACUUGGCUGUAGAACGUAGCUCUCAGUUAUGCAUCUCUACGUGUUGAUCAUAUCGCUGCUGCUGCCGGCUUCUACCUUGUCCAACCCAGGUGGUAUCACGCCAGUUGACAUAAAUGACCCUCAAGUUCAAGUAGCUCUCAAAUUUGCCGUCAACGAAUACAACAUGAUGAUAAACUGUGCCUUUUGGGUAAUCGAAGAGUCCGUUGCAAAUGUCACAGAACAGGUUGUUGCAGGCAUGCUCUUCCGUUUCUAUGGCGUUGUAUUUGUACCAACCGUUUGCAGGAAAAUGGCACCCUUUGACCCAAAAAAUUGCCCUGUUGCUGAACAUCCAACGAGAACAACAUGUGAUUUUCAAGUACUGUUAGGAAUUAAAGACAAAAAGGAGUUGUCUCAUCUUGAUUGCAAACAUUGAUCUAUUAUAAAAAAAGGUUGGACAUAGAUCCAUGGCGAACGAAAACUUUUUGGCCAAAUAAACUCUGCA